GCCAAUCAGAGGAGAAGAGCGCCUCAUCCCCGCUCAAUCAGCAGCCUAAGACCUCGGCGUCCGCUACGCGGCGCGGGCCCGCGGCUGGCCAAUCAGGGCAGGGUGGUGGUCGCGGAGCGCGGGGGGCGGUGCCUUCGGUUCGGUCGCGUCGUGGGUGCUGUGAGAGGCCGGGGGUGCAGUUUGGCCAAAUCCAAGGCUUUCCUCUGCCCUGGUAGUCUCCGCCAUGAUCCACAGUCUCUUCCUGAUCAACUCCUCUGGAGACAUUUUCCUGGAGAAACACUGGAAGAGUGUUGUCAGCCGUUCUGUUUGUGAUUACUUUUUUGAGGCACAGGAGAGAGCUACUGAGGCAGAAAAUGUGCCUCCAGUGAUUCCUACCCCUCACCACUACCUCUUGAGUGUUUACCGUCACAAGAUCUUUUUUGUGGCUGUGAUCCAAACAGAGGUCCCACCUCUGUUUGUCAUUGAGUUCCUUCACCGAGUAGUGGACACCUUCCAGGAUUAUUUUGGAGUGUGUUCAGAGCCAGUGAUCAAAGACAAUGUGGUCGUGGUUUAUGAGGUAUUGGAAGAAAUGCUUGACAAUGGGUUUCCCUUGGCUACUGAGUCAAACAUCCUCAAAGAACUGAUAAAACCUCCCACGAUCCUUCGGACCGUUGUCAACACCAUAACAGGAAGCACCAAUGUGGGUGAGCAGCUUCCCACAGGACAGCUGUCAGUGGUGCCUUGGCGACGGACGGGCGUGAAGUAUACCAACAACGAGGCCUAUUUUGAUGUGAUUGAAGAGAUCGACGCCAUCAUUGAUAAGUCGGGCUCCACAGUCACUGCGGAGAUCCAGGGGGUGAUCGAUGCCUGUGUCAAGCUGACUGGGAUGCCAGACCUCACGCUUUCCUUCAUGAACCCUAGGCUGCUGGAUGACGUCAGCUUCCAUCCUUGCGUUCGUUUCAAGCGCUGGGAGUCUGAACGGAUCCUCUCCUUCAUCCCUCCAGAUGGCAACUUCCGCCUGCUCUCUUACCACGUCAGUGCACAGAAUCUGGUUGCAAUUCCAGUGUAUGUGAAACAUAGUAUCAGUUUCCGGGACAGCAGUUCACUUGGACGCUUUGAGAUAACAGUGGGACCAAAGCAGACCAUGGGGAAGACCAUAGAGGGGGUGACCGUGCUCAGCCAGAUGCCCAGAGGAGUCCUGAAUAUGAGCCUCACUCCCUCGCAGGGCACACAUACAUUUGACCCAGUGACAAAGAUGCUGUCUUGGGAUGUAGGAAAAAUAAAUCCUCAAAAGCUACCAAGUUUGAAGGGGACCAUGAGUUUGCAGGCUGGAGCUUCCAAGCCGGAUGAAAACCCCACAAUUAACCUGCAGUUUAAGAUCCAACAGCUGGCCAUUUCUGGACUCAAAGUGAAUCGUCUGGAUAUGUAUGGAGAAAAAUAUAAACCCUUUAAGGGCAUAAAAUACAUGACCAAAGCUGGAAAAUUCCAAGUUCGAACCUGAAGGAAAGAGUUUUGUAGAAGGAACAAUCAUGAACACUUUUUUUUAUUUCUUGUCUAAAAGUAAAAAAUAUCAGCCUGUCUCUUAGGUCAGUCCCCCAGGACUCACCAGCUCCCUUUUUUCCUUAGCCUUGAGUGCCGUGGAAGUAAUGAAGGGAGAAGAGGACAGAACUGCAGCUCGGUCGGCACCAGCUCAGUCUGAGGGAGGUGUGUGUGGAAGGCCGGCAGUGCGUGCCACCAUAUAUAACUGCUCUGAAUGUGGCUUCUGUAGGAAACCAUACAUAUUUGUUGCUUGCCUGGCUUUAAUUAUCUAAAGCCAAUGAAAGAUUUCUUUAGUGUUUUUUUUUUUUUUUUUAAGGUAGAAGGAGAAACGGAAAGGGAAGGGAAGAGAUUAGGUGAAAAAUGACCACUGAAGAAAGCCCAGCUGAAGGGAGAUCUGUGGGCUGAGGUGCUUCAUGGUAAUGCCCUUGCUUAGCAGGUUCUGCGGUUUAGUCUCCAGCAUGGGUGUGUGCAAGCGUGUAUCUAUGAAGGAGAAGAAAAGGGAAAUAGUAUUGAAGAAGAACUGUGAGGAAGAUGGCAAAGAACAGUAUAAACUUGCUGUCAGGACAUUUGGGAAGAGUAGAGUUGGUUUCUUUCUGAUCCCUCUAAUACAUAAAAUUCCUUUGCACUUCUGGAAAUGGAUUGGACCUUUCUAACACCCAAGUCCACUCUUGCCAUGGGCACCCCAGUAGAAUCAUAUUUUCCCUUGAAGACUGAGAUGGCAUUGAACUGACUUUCAGGGUCUAACUGUUGCUUGCCUUUAAUACUUAGGCUGUCAUCUAUAAGACAAUGACCUAUCUUUUUGCCAAAACAGUUACACUAAUAUCACUCUAAGAAUUCACCAGCCUUUGCUGGUUACCAGGUCUUUCUUCAGAGUUUCCUAAAGUGUAGGAGAAUUUCAGUGCAGCCAUAUUUCAUGAGUGGAGAUGGCAGUUCAUCCCCAGGAAGGGGCACAGCUGAUAUUCACAUGCGUCCCAUGGCAUUGGGUCCUAAGCGAUCUGCCUGAAGCUGCUCCAUCAGUAGUCCUGAGGAAAAAGACUGCUCACUAGUUGGGGCCUGAUAGAUCAUUAAAGCUAUGUGGUAAAAUUAUUUCAGUCUCGUGUUUGGUACUCUCCUCUAUAAUAUAUCUCUUAACAGUAACUGUCUACCAGUCCAUUCUUAAGACAAGUCACUUAAAUCUUCGAAUAAAACUAAUUUUAUAAGAAGACAGACCACGUUGAUGAUGUGUAACCAAGUCAGUAAGAAACAGGGUAACUUAAGGACUGCUUCAGGCUUUCCAAUGGCUCAUUUUUAUUCUGCACCCAUGUUUUAAUUACCCAUUUUAAUAUCUAGAUAAAAGACAAGUUCAGGGUUUUAUUAUUUUUGAGUUACAGCUUACUGAUACUGUGCUCUACAUUGUGCAUGGAGAAAAGAAGAGCUGUGUUCUCCAAAAUGUAGAACUUGUCUCUGAAGCCCCAUUACCAAAUACUAAUAUGUGUGUGUGUGUGUGUGUGUGUGUGUUGGUGAGUGGACUGGCUAGUUUUAUCUCGCUGCUUCUAGGACUUACUUUUGCUGCAGAGUAAUACUGCUUUGUGAUUUUCCUCUGGGAUGAAUUCUGCUGUGUACAGCCAGAGGUGUUUUAUAUUUCAUCAUUCCAGAAUUUGUCCUGGGUUGCUAUGGCCCGUAUAGACCUACCUUGGUAGGGUAAGUAUCUCUGCCUGGAGAUUCCAGAAACCACUUCUGAGGGCUCUGAAGGGUUUAAGAUUUCUUAGGUCAUAGAAAAUAACUAAUCUUAGUUCCUAAAUACUUUUAGGUUUAUGAGUGUAGCUGUUUCAUUUCCUCUAGGGCAGCUCAUCCCAUUUUGUGAGAUACGUGAAAGUAAAGUAUCUGCAGAGUCUGGGACCUGCAGGCCUCAGCGUGUGUGAGGUGUCACAUGGAUGCAGCAGACAGACGUCACGCCUGCCGCCCGCAGUGUCAGCAUGCGUGGUGCGGGGCAUCUAGCAGCUAUUCAGUUCCGUGUGUGUUUAACGUGCUGAAGUGGCUUGAAAUCCUAAUAAAGUUGUUUUUCCCAGUGUU
Cavia porcellus (domestic guinea pig) is the source of this 3570-nucleotide messenger RNA. It is a transcript of the gene Ap3m2, whose product is annotated as adaptor related protein complex 3 subunit mu 2. The record is from RefSeq and is a predicted model, not a curated record. NCBI's taxonomy places the organism in Eukaryota, Metazoa, Chordata, Mammalia, Rodentia, Caviidae. Gene Ontology annotation, biological process: intracellular protein transport; endocytosis. The transcript is spliced from 9 exons. Gene Ontology annotation, cellular component: cytoplasmic vesicle; clathrin adaptor complex. The coding region runs from base 224 to 1480 and encodes 418 amino acids.